UUGAGGGGAGUUCUCGUAGUCAGAGAAGUGAAUUUUGCCCGGAAAGGCAAGAAGAGGGAGAGAAACACACACACACACACACACACACACACACACACACCUCUACAGCGAUUCAGUCGGUUUUAUCAAACUUAUCAGUGGUUUAUUUGAUACCAGACAUCUCCUGGCUGCUUAAUGCGUCGCUUUGACAAUGUUAGGACAAUAUCCGAACGCGGAGAAAUCGCAGCUCGUGAGCUAUGUGGAGGAUUACCUGGAGUGUGUCGAGUCUCUUCCUCUGGACAUUCAGAGAAAUGUUUCACUUCUGCGCGAGAUCGACACCAAAUAUCAAGAGAUCUUAAAGGAAGUAGACGAGGUGUUUGAUAAGUAUAAGAAGGAGGCAGAUGGAGCUCAGAGGAAGCGACUGCAGAUGCAGCUGCAGCGCGCCCUGAUCAGCAGCCAGGAGCUCGGUGACGAGAAGAUCCACGUGGUCACGCAGAUGAUGGAGGUGGUGGAGAACCGCUCGCGCCAGAUAGAGGCUCACUCUCCCUGCUUCCUGGACCCUGGCGAAGCUGAAAGACCGGUUGAAAAAUCUCGGCACGAGACGGGAAGUGGCGCCGCUAACGCCAUGGCCGAGCGCUCGUCAUCACGCAGACCUCGCCGACAUCGCAACAGCGAGAGCCGAGACUCAUGUUACAGCGCUAACGGGGCUAACGGGGUUCUGGAUGACCCGAGUGACGAACCCACGGGUCAGCCGCCGCGCGAGAAGAAAUCCAAAUCGGCUAAGAAGAAGAAGCGCUCGAAAGCCAAGCCGGAGCGAGAGGUAUCUCCUGCCGUGGAGUUCAACAUCGACCCCAACGAGCCCACGUACUGCCUUUGUGAGCAGGUGUCCUACGGUGAGAUGAUCGGUUGCGAUAACGAGCAGUGCCCCAUCGAGUGGUUCCAUUUCUCCUGCGUUGGACUCACCUACAAACCCAAGGGCAAGUGGUACUGCCCCAAGUGCCGAGGAGACAGUGAAAAGACCAUGGACAAAAGCACAGAGAGGCCCAAGAAGGACCGCCGCUCCAGGUAGUGAGUCACGUUCACGUGAGAGAGAGAGAGAGAGAGAGAGAGAGACACGUCGAGCCUGAGCCACACGUACGGAACGUUCCCGAAUGUUCCAGACUCUUCCAGAACGUCCGUGCUCCACAGAGUCACGCUGAUCUUCCUCACUCACUCAACACAGUGUGCUUCAUUCAGCUUCACUUCAGUGUGUUUACUCAUUAACACCCGUCUGGUUCAGAUUAGACUCCAUAGCAGCAGGCUGUAACUCAGAGGAAGUGACAUCAGAGGUCUGAGUUCAAUUGAUGGAUAGUGAGUGUUGAGUGGAUGUGAGGAGCAUGGUCGUGUUCCAGUUCAGACAGCGACUCUUCCUCGUCCACUUCCCUUCAGCGCUCGUCCUCGUCCUCCGUCUGUCUGUUAACACGAGUCACCACCGCUACACGCGUUCCAGAAUGCUCUAAGGUCUGACGCCAUUUCCUGUUUGAGUGCAUGAACUAAAACAUUAACACUCGUUUUUCCAGAAAUAAACGCGGAUCUGAUGUCGGAGAACGCAGGAGAGCUGGAACACGGAAAGUCUCACCAAACUGCCAUCAGUGUUUCUAAAAUACAGCGAAGAGACUUUUCCAGACUUUAUUUUUAUUUCAUUAGAGUUGUGAAAAAGACACACGCAGGAUCGGACCUUCCUCACGUCCCUGACUUUCUGUUCAUUUCAUUUAACACCAAGAUAAGGAGAAAUGUCUUCCAGCGGGACGGAACGCUUCUGUGUUUCUCUUGCUUUGUUGAGUCUGGUGUAAUUUUUUUUUUUCUUGGUUCUAGGUUUCCUUUUUUAAAAAAACAAGUUUUGUGUAUUUAAAUAAACCAGUGCUUUACA
Messenger RNA from Hemibagrus wyckioides, 1888 nucleotides. It is a transcript of the gene ing2, whose product is annotated as inhibitor of growth family, member 2. Lineage: Eukaryota; Metazoa; Chordata; Actinopteri; Siluriformes; Bagridae. Gene Ontology annotation, cellular component: nucleus. The coding region runs from base 191 to 1048 and encodes 285 amino acids. The transcript is spliced from 2 exons. The record is from RefSeq and is a predicted model, not a curated record. Gene Ontology annotation, biological process: positive regulation of DNA-templated transcription.